CUCGUCCUCGUCAACCACGAUGUUGCCUAUCAUGAACGAUUCCACGACAGACUCAAAGCUUAGGCCUAGGCAGUGACAUGUCGACGAUGUGACCAUGUAGAAAGGUCCAUUGCCGUAAUUUAUUGUUGCCCGGAAUUUCGAGGGCAUAGGCUACGUAAAUCUAGUCAUUGUGACCUCCAGCAGUGGACCAGGUUUCCGUAAUACCUUCGGCAACAUGAGGGCCUUAUCUGUACUGGUCGUUCUUUGUCUUUGUGAGCUACCCCCAACCAUUCUGUAUCCAGUGGCUCGAAUACCUGACUAAAGAAGUGAGUAUUAAUCAGCGCAGACAUGGGGGGUCCGGGUUACCACGUCUGUCGCUACAAGGGCCACUACUUCGUCUACUAUCAACGUAGCGAUGCGCACCCAGAAGCUCUCGGCGUGGAGUUAUUGCGAGAGAUCCCAAUUGACAUUGAGCCGUUCCAGCGAUGGCUAGCGGAGACGAAGAAAAUCUACGGGGAAAGAGUGGCCAUGUUGUCCCCCGAGUCCAUCCUAACUGUGGAUGGUGGUUCCAAGCAUCAUGUCACGCUGCUUCAACCUCAUACCAGUGCACGGAUUGAGUGGGUCUGGGAGAUUAAUCUCGACGAUUUGACGUUCUGUCUGAAUGGAUCUCCAUUUUUCUGUCUCGAUUAUCGUCCCAGCACGGAGAUCUUCCUGGAGUCUAUUGGUCGGGAUCACUACAACCACAUCAUACCUUCCGACAAGCUUCCCCGAGAGUACCGCGCGCGGGUUUCCCGUUUGCCACCAUAUUAUCGGGAAGCUGACAUCCAGGUUUACAAAAGUAAUUCCAUUAAAGAACCUCAGAGGGCAGUUCGAGAGGUUCUAUUUCAGCGAGGACACUUCUCCAACCAUCAGACUGUCUGCAUCCGAAUGAUGGAAGUGGCAGUGGGCCUUUGCCUCUGCUCUCCGUGCCGACCCUAUCUCUCCUCAACGCUCAUGCCAGAUGAAAGCGCAUUCACAGACGAGUUGAAGGAUAUGGCGCGAAUGCUGAUACGACUCGCCGUCUGUCCUGUCGAGUAUUGCCGACUCACGCCAACUCGAGCUGAAUCUGAUGAAAAUAAAGUCUCGCGCGAUGCCGAUUUCUGGUGGGUACGGAGACACAUUUGCGUGCAUUUUGCAACACAUCUCGAUGACGAGAGGAAUUUGCAAGCCGCCGUCUCUCGUAUAGUUGAGGAGCUUUCACAUGGCGGAGACACCGAGGUUGUGUAUGGUGUUGCAUUUUCCUUCUUGCAUAUCGUGAUCGUGUGCCAUGACAAGAGAUGCAAGGCGUUCAUGCAUACGCGAGCUUUGCCAUUCCUCCCCGAACCCCUCGCUACGAGUCCCAGCACUCGUGGUAUCACUGCUCUGGUUUGUCUAGGAGACUCUGGCUCCGUCGACGAUAAAAUCUUCUACGCUCGAAGGCUGGUCAAGGUGCAUGGCUUUCAUGACGUUUCAUUCCCGGUGGGAGAGGACAACCCGAGGAUAUCUCAGCAAGGGAGUGGGAAGAGGAUGGCCAAUGAGAUUUGGACGACCAUCGCGUCUUUCAUUCACGAUGGUCGAGACCUCGCCAGCUUCGCACUAGCUUCCCACCAAACUCUCUCCGCAGCCUUGCCCUGGCUCAAGUAUCCUCAGAUUCGGGUUCCCACAAAUAAGUCGACGAGUGACGUGAUAAUAUUGUCAGGGGUUGGACCAACGGACUAUUUACGAAGGUUCAAGGAUGAGCAUCUUCAUCUGUAUGGCGGCACGUUCCGUACCAUUUGGAAAGAAGCACCUAGUGUUGUUUCAAUCACUAUCAAGCGUGCUGCAUCCAUUUUCCAAGCCACUUCCGCUGAGAGGUUCCGGUUUCCCGGAAUAGACCCCGAUGAUUGUCAAUUUGCUGUCUUUCUAGGUCCAUUAGAAAAGGGAAAGGAUGGACGAACGAGUAUUCCAAGGAUCUUGGAUUAAUGGUAAGGAGUUUCGACAACGACCAAGUUUGGUAGCUUCCGGCGAGAUUCUUUGUACUGUAUAACAAUUCGCUAUGACUUUGUGUCGACAAUAUUUGACUGUAUAACAAACGAUUUCGUUAUCGCUUCAGAACGUAUAAAUCUGCCGCCGUCGGUUUAAGUACC
Somion occarium is the source of this 2123-nucleotide messenger RNA. Lineage: Eukaryota; Fungi; Basidiomycota; Agaricomycetes; Polyporales; Cerrenaceae. The record is from the annotation of a GenBank genome assembly.